AUGGCAAGUAACAAAAUUUAUAAAACUUCUGAUUUAAAAAUAUUAUUCUGGAACGCUCGUAGCAUAAACAAACGUAAGGAAGAAUUACCCUCGCUACUAAAAGACAUAGAUAUAUUCAUAUGCGUCGAAUCAUGGCUAAAGGAUAAAAAUAUUGAAAAUGAAAAAAUAAUCGCUCCCGGCUUUGUACAAUAUAAAAAAAAUAGAACACACUCUACAGGCGGAGGUAUACUAAUAAUGGUUAGAAAAAACAUAGCCUAUCGCGAAAUUAAAAAAAUCAAAUCUCCAGAUCAGUCGGUAGAAGUAUGUGGUAUUAUUCUUACAAACACAAAACCUUCACUCGAUAUAAUUGUCAGCUACCGAACUCCGGGAAACGUAUUGUCGCAAGAGCACUGGCAUAAUAUCAUACAAAAUAUAAACACAAAUCGCCCAAGCAUCCUGGUGGGCGACUUUAACGCGCAUAACACCAUUUGGAAUUGCUCCUACACAGAUAAGAACGGAGAAAGGCUCUAUGAAAGCACAGAUGAAGCAAACUUAUACUUACAUAAUCAUAACACAAUUACUCGAUCGGACUUUCAUAGAAAUUUUCACUCUAACAUAGAUUUGUUAUUCUCAACUCAACAUUUAGCAGCCAAUAUUAACGUAGAAGCUAAAGAGGAAACAUUUGGAUCGGAUCACUACCCGAUUCUUUGCUCUAUAAAUAUCGAAAAAUGUACAUAUAAACGAAAAUCUUUCAAAAUUCAUUCAGUUAGAACAAAUUGGGAAAGAGUACAACUUCAACUAGAAGUAAAAUACCAAGAAUUCUUCUCUGCCAAAUAUGAUACCAGCACAGCACGAGAAAAAUACGAAACUUUUUUAGAAAUUAUAACAAAAGCCAUAGCCGAAAACACCCCUAUAAAGAAAAAAGUUAGCGCUAAAAAACAUAACAACCCGGCCUCAUGGUGGGACGAAGAAUGUAACAAAGCUAAACGGUUACGAAGAGCAGCACUUAAAAAAUGGCGAUUCACUCAAGACUUAGUAGACCUAAUAGCAUAUAAGAAGGCCGCGGCUAUAGCUACGAAACUAUUCAAAAAAAAGAAACGUCAAGACUUUAAAAAAUUCGCAGCCACUAUUAACUUCCGUAAAGACUCCUCUUACGCAUGGUAUAAAGCCAAAGUCCUUAAAAACAAGUGGAUCAAGAUAAAUUUACCACACCAAACAGAACACCUACAACUUCAGGAAAGUAUAAACGACGCGAUGAACAAAAUUACCCCUCCAUGGGUUACCUCUGACCCCCAAGAUAUACCGUUGUGCGCAGAGAAUGAAUUUUUUAGCACUCCGUUCGAUUUUGUUGAAUUCAAUAUGGCACUCGAAUCGACCAAUUGUUCAUCCGCGCCGGGUAUGGAUGGUAUCGAAUAUGGUACCAUAAAAAACUACCAGUGA
Phymastichus coffea is the source of this 1419-nucleotide messenger RNA. RefSeq lists its product as uncharacterized. The coding region runs from base 1 to 1419 and encodes 472 amino acids. NCBI's taxonomy places the organism in Eukaryota, Metazoa, Arthropoda, Insecta, Hymenoptera, Eulophidae. The transcript has a single exon. The record is from RefSeq and is a predicted model, not a curated record. Gene Ontology annotation, molecular function: catalytic activity.